This is a messenger RNA of Diaporthe citri, 2610 nucleotides long. RefSeq lists its product as uncharacterized. Gene Ontology annotation, molecular function: protein binding. The record is from RefSeq and is a predicted model, not a curated record. The transcript is spliced from 3 exons. Lineage: Eukaryota; Fungi; Ascomycota; Sordariomycetes; Diaporthales; Diaporthaceae. Bases 1 to 2610 code for a protein of 869 amino acids.
AUGGUCGCAUUAUUCCUCCGGUAUAAUGCGGACAUCACGCCCAAGAGGCGUGGCGUGUAUAAUACACUGCACACAGCCGUAUGCAAUGGGCACGUAGGUGUCAUCGAAGCAAUAUUGGCCCAUCGUAGUGAGCUCAUCAACGCGAAACAGCCCCUAAAGCCGCUGUACGCCGCAUCCAUCUGGGGCUGCUGGAAGGCCGUGGAAAGUCUGAUGAAAUUCCCCGGAGCCGACCCUAACGAGAAACACAUCCGAGGGUGGACGCCACUCACUGCUUCUUGCGAUAACGGAUUUUCCAGAACGGUUAGGGUCCUUCUCGAUCGUGACGUCGACCCCAAUAUUCCAGGCCCUGGAGAUAAGUGGACGGCUGUUUAUUACGCCGCGGCGAUUCGCGGUGACGCGGAUAUUGUACGCAUGCUGCUUGCACGGGGUGCUGCAAUCGACCACAAGGUGCUAGAGGAGCCGCUACUAUGCGGUAUUAUCAACAAUGUCAAUUUAUCCGAGGAGGACAAGAUCUCGCUCUUCGAAAUUCUCAUUCAGCAUGAUCCAUCGAUGAAUGUUGACAAGGGCAUGUCCGAUGGUCUUGCACCGUUGAUGCUUGCUGCGAUGGACGGGAAUGCGAAUAUGAUAACAUGGCUCUUGAGACAUGGUGCAGAUAUAAAUCUCACAACCCCUUCCGGCCGACAUGCUCUCUUCUUCGCCCUGGCAAACCGACGAAUCGCGGCAACGAAGGAACUUCUCGAACACGACACUUCUCCAAUACUUGAUAUGGAAGACGAGCAUGCUGGAUUUCCUCUAGAGGUUGCUCUCGCCGACGAAGACACGCGGGACGACGGUGAACUGGUGGAAAUGUUACUAGAAGCCGGUGCGAAUUUGGAGUUUGAGAACAAGAACAAAGUGACGGUGUUUACAAUUGCUGUCUACCGUGGUCAAAAAGAAGUUGUCAAGCUCCUUCUGAAGCGAGGUGUCGACAUCAACCACCGAGAUGUAUGGGACUACACCCCUCUGCUCGUGUCCAUUCAGAGCAAAGCACCUGCAAGCACAGAGGUUAUGCGACUUUUGGUUGACAGCGGUGCCAACCUGAACGACAGACUGCCGGGUGACUCUACUGUACUUCACGUCGCGAUGUGGGAGGCCGACCUGGACAAGGUUCGAAUUCUGCUGGAAUUUCACACCUCAAUCGAUGUACACUCGCAAGAUUCUGAUGGGGACACGCCUCUGUUGGUUUCGACGAACUGGGACCGCCCGCAAAUCGUUGAGUGCCUGAAACUCCUCGUCCGGGCAGGCGCCGAUGUCAAUGCGCAGAAUUUGAAGGGCUGGUGUCUUCUGAUGAAGUCCUCGUGGCGGAGAGAAGCAGCCAGUGCCGUCCACGAUUUUCUACUCUCGCUCCCCGAAACAAAUGUGGACAUCUUCACUCCAGCUAGCGGUUACCCCCUCCAGGUGGCAUGUCGCAUCGGAUAUGAGCCACUACUACGCAAGUUGCUGGGCCGGGGCGCCAAUGUCAAUCUGGCUGUGCCGGGGUUUGCACCAACCGCUCUCAUCAGUGCUUGCCUUGCCGACUCGGCUAAAUCAGACGAGACGGUAGAGUUGAUUGUCCGCAAAUUGGUCGCUGAAGGAGCUGAGCCAAAUUUCAUGUCAAAAAACACAGUCGGUCUCUUCAACGCAUUGUGCGCAGCUUCAUUUCAGGCCAGAGUUGGAACGAUCAAUUUCCUGCUUGACUCUGGAGCUUCGGUGCAGCAGCCGGAUCGAAUGGGUCGCCUGCCGAUUCAUUUUGCUGCGGCAAACGGACUGCGCAACUUUGAAGCCGUUGCCCUAGCGUACACAGGAGAUAUCAUGGCCGUUGACAAGGCGGACAAGAACGUGCUCCACUGGGCCGCCCAGUUCGGGAAUUGCGAGACGGUCAAAGCCAUCUUGGAAAGAAUACCUGUAACCGAAAGAAAGGCCGUCGUUGAUUGCAAAGACUCAGAGGGCUGGACGCCCUUGGCUUGGGCCAUGCGCCCUGUAGACCUCGACCCAGAUUUUGCCCAGGGCUUUCCAGAGCCCCGGAACUAUGCCGGCACCGUACAGUAUCUUAUCCAACAAGGGGCCAACGUGGCCGUCACUUUCCGACAAGGGCGAGGGGAAGCAGCAGAGGUGUUGGCGCCGGUGGAACUGGCCCAGCGAUGUGGAGCCGAUGAUUUGGUUCAACUGCUCGUUGGUCCUCAAAACCGAGACAACGACAAUAUCGACACGGACGCAGCGGGAGAGAAACAUGCUUCCCGAUCCGCACGGUACAUCAGCAGGCAGACCAUGUGCUAUAUGUGCUUCUCGGUCCGCUUCUGCAAGAAAUGCCACAGCAAUGUCGAGCUAUACCACAUGGUCGAUGAUGGGAAGCUCCAUACUUUCGGCAUCAACAGUGAUGGAGCAGAAGAGUACAUGGCGCCCAAUUCGCCAUCAUCACCAGCCUCAUCAAAGGCAAUGAACACCAUGACUGGGACUGCGGUCAAUGCGGAUGGCGAUAGUUCGGAUUUGGCAACGGGACAAUCGAAUCAUGACAGUCCCCAAGACGAUGUCACAGAGGUGGUCGACUUUUCGGACUUGAAAGACCUCGGAAGUUUCACCGACUCAGAGUAA